Molecule: messenger RNA, 1996 nt
Organism: Agrilus planipennis (emerald ash borer)
Lineage: Eukaryota; Metazoa; Arthropoda; Insecta; Coleoptera; Buprestidae
Product: serine/threonine-protein kinase STK11
Exons: 6
Coding region: 560-1945 (461 amino acids)
Biological process (GO): establishment of cell polarity; regulation of cell growth; positive regulation of vesicle transport along microtubule
Cellular component (GO): nucleus; cytoplasm
Molecular function (GO): protein kinase activator activity; protein serine/threonine kinase activity; ATP binding
Source: RefSeq, a predicted model, not a curated record
UUUUCAAAAUGUGUUUUUGAUCACUAUCCACUUUGUUGAUGUAUUGAAUUUUUUAAUCUGAUAACCAUUAACAACCCAUAACAACAAGCGGCUAAUUUCCAAAACUUAGACGCCAUUAGAAAAAGUCUGGUUUCAAGUUUCAUUCAGCCUUUUAGCCGAAGGAAAAUAUAAAUCAAAUGCCCUACUGUUUCGUAAAUAUUAAUUAAUGUAAUUAUCUUAAUGAUGGUACUUCUAGCAUAAAUGCACAACUGUCUGAAUAAAAAAUAAGUAUUAAUGCAAAGCAUAUUUAAUUGUUUUUACAAAUAUUUCUUUCUAUACUAGAACCACAGACAGAAUGUGUUUACGCUUUACAGUGCCAACAUUACAAAGCUAAGAAACCAAGUGAGAGUUACUAAAAACAGCUGUUGGACGAAGAUGGGCGAUGCAAGGAACAAUAACAGUGUGUGAAAUAAAUAAUAGUUUUUAUGCUUCGGAAGCGUGAUACACCGAUUGAAAUAAAUGAUUCGCAAAAUAAAUAAAAUUACAUUAAUAGUACUUAAAAAGUGCAGGAAAAUCAAUUAUGGACAAAAAAAUGUGCAACAUAAAUAAAAAUUUUGACAGCGAACCUGGUGAGAGCACCGAACUGGAAGAAGCUGAGCUAAAUAAUAGAAUUUUUAGUGUUGAAAGUGAUGAUGAACUGCCGGUUUUAGCACAAAAUGACCAAGAAAAUCCUGUGAUUUGGCUAAACGAUGAAGAUCUCGAUCUUGAAACAGUCAAUAUUAAUAGCUUUUUCCAUAGGGUUGAUAGUGACCAAAUUAUUUACCAAACAAAGAAAAAGCGUCUUAAAAUGAUAGGAAAGUACGUAAUGGGAGACCUGUUGGGAGAAGGUUCCUAUGGUAAAGUUAAGGAAAUGUUAGAUUCAGAAACUCUAUGUAGGCAUGCUGUUAAAAUACUUAAAAAGCAUAAGUUACGAAGAAUUCCUAAUGGAGAACAAAACGUACAAAGGGAAAUUAAAUUGCUAAGGACACUAAGGCACAAAAAUGUAAUAAAACUAGUCGAUGUUUUCUACAAUGAAGAGAAGCAAAAAAUGUAUUUAAUAAUGGAGUUUUGUGUGGGAAGUUUGCAAGGUAUGUUAGAGAGCACACCAACCAAGAAAUUCCCUCUUUUCCAAGCACAUGGAUACUUUUUGCAGCUGAUAGAUGGUUUAGAAUAUUUGCACAGCAAGGGAAUUAUACACAAAGAUAUUAAACCUGGAAAUUUGCUUCUAACAUUAGAGGGAAAUUUGAAGAUAUCUGAUUUGGGAGUUGCAGAGGCCUUAGAUUUGUUUGCUGCUGAUGACACAUGUUACACUAGUCAGGGAUCGCCGGCGUUUCAGCCUCCCGAAAUUGCCAAUGGUCUAGAGGCUUUCUCAGGUUUUAAAGUCGAUAUUUGGAGUAGCGGAGUCACACUAUACAAUAUAACUACGGGUAAAUACCCUUUUGAAGGGGACAACGUUUAUCGAUUGUUUGAGAACAUUGGAAAGGGAGACUUUACGGUGCCCGAAGAUAUUGAUUGCACCCUUCAGAACUUAAUUAAUGGGAUGUUACGAAAGGAUCCGGGAGAUCGGUUUUCUAUUAAACAAAUAAGACAACACGAUUGGUGUAUUCGAAAACCUUCCAAAUGUGGUCAGGCUGUGCCCAUUCCUCCACUCCGUGGGGACGAAUUCCAUUCGAUUACGGUGUUGCCUUAUCUUAUGGAACAUUAUUACGAAUGCCAAGGGAGUGACGAUGGGGAAUACGAGUAUUAUACGGAAAGACAAUUAAAUGAAGAGAGGAGAAAGUCUGAAAGACCGCACCAUCAAUUGUACGAGAAAAGUGCCCACAAUAAUGGCAGAGCGCAUGUGUCCAGUCAAAGUACAAAGCGGCGAUGGCCGAAGCCCAUUUCUUGUAUAAGUGUUAAUAAAUUUCCCGGUUGCAAACAGUCGUGACAUGACUGUAUCAAUCAGAUGAUGUGAACGAUAAUAAGACAAAAAGAAAUU